Molecule: messenger RNA, 705 nt
Organism: Physella acuta
Lineage: Eukaryota; Metazoa; Mollusca; Gastropoda; Physidae
Product: large ribosomal subunit protein eL19-like
Biological process (GO): translation
Cellular component (GO): cytosolic large ribosomal subunit; ribosome
Molecular function (GO): structural constituent of ribosome; RNA binding
Source: RefSeq, a predicted model, not a curated record
CCAUACGGACUACUUUUUGUCACAAAAUCUUGCGUAGCCUCAUUACAUCCGCUGCGCAUUUUCUUCCUUUUCACUGUAGGGCCUUUCACCAUGAGUACACUCCGCCUCCAGAAGCGCCUGGCUUCAAAGGUGCUCAAAUGUGGCAAAAACAAAAUUUGGUUAGAUCCCAAUGAAACAAAUGAGAUUGCCAAUGCUAAUUCACGUCAAAACAUCAGGAAACUAGUUAAAGAUGGUUUGAUUAUUCGCAAGCCUGUGAAAGUUCACUCUCGUGCCCGUGUCCGCAAAAAUGCAGAGGCUCGCCGUAAAGGCCGUCACAUGGGCCAUGGCAAAAGGAAAGGUACUGCUAAUGCCCGUAUGCCCACUAAAAUACUUUGGAUCAGACGUAUGAGAGUUCUUAGAAGACUCCUGAGAAAGUACCGUGAGGCUAAGAAGAUUGACAAGCACUUGUACCAUGAAUUGUAUAUGAAAUGCAAAGGUAAUGGUUUCAAGAACAAGAGAGUUCUUAUGGAGUUCAUCCACAAGAGAAAGGCAGAGAAGGCUAGAUCCAAACUGCUUAGUGACCAGGCUGAGGCUCGCAGACAGAAGGUUAAGGAAGCUCGUCGUAGACGUGAGGAGCGCAUUGCCCAGAAGAAGGAAGAGCUGUUGAAAAAUAUUGAUGAUACCAAGAAAUAAUUUGAUUGUAAUUAAAAGAUUCUGUCAGUGUAA